CCCACCCCAUUUUCCAACCACUAUUCUUCCUUUAUAAUUUGCUCAUUUGAUGUAGUUUGAUUUGAUCUCCUCUUCUUGCCAUUGAGCAUUUCAUAGCCAAAAAAGCAGCAGUUCUUCCUGGUCAAAAAGAGACCUUUUUCUUCUUCUUUUUUAUAUUUUUGUUCUGUUGAAUUCAAAGGCUUGACUCUCAAGAAUCCAGAGGAAGUGAGUCCUUCUCUUCUUUGGCUGUUCUCCUCUGUUCUUUCCUUCCUUUCCGAGAUUCUCAUUUUGUCUCGCUUUGCCAUUGAGAGUUUCAGAGCCAAAGAAAAAAACAAUUCUUCCUGGUUCAAAAAGAGACCUUUUUUUACUUUAUUUAUUUGGUUCUUUUGAAUUCGAAAGCUUGUCUCUCAAGAAUCCAGAGGAAGUGGGUCAUUCUCUUCUUUAGCUGUUCUCCUCUGUUCUUUCCUUCCCGUACACUGGGUUUUGGGGUUUGUUCCUUCUUCCCCAAAAGUCUCUGUGAAUUUCUUUUUUUUAUGCAAUCAUGUCCUGUUCUGCUAAGGUUGGGACAAGCAUUGCUGGGUUCAAUGGGGCUGCUGUUGUCGGCUCGAAAGCCAAAGGGGCUCUCGGGCUUCCUUCCUCUUCUGGUUUUCUGUCUUUUGGAGAAUCCGAGAAGACAAAGUUUCCUGCUUUGAGGAUCGAUUUCAUGGGAAAGCAGCUGGUUCUCUCGGAUAAAAGGGCUUUAGGUGAUUGGAGCAUGAAAGCACCUUCUGGCUUCUCUUUGCGUGCACAAGCAUCGAUUUGCGUGAGCAGGGCUAUGAGAUGGUGGGACAAGACUCUUCAACCCAACAUGGUAGAGAUCAAUUCUGCUCAAGAACUUGUGGAUUCAUUGUUGAAUGCUGGUGAUCGAUUGGUUGUGGUUGAUUUUUAUUCACCUGGUUGUGGUGGUUGCAAAGCUCUUCACCCCAAGAUUUGUCAGCUGGCGGAGUCGAAUCCGGGGGCGCUCUUUCUCAAAGUUAAUUAUGAAGAACUCAGAACCAUGUGCCAGUGCCUCCAUAUCCACGUCCUUCCAUUCUUUAGAUUUUACAGGGGCUCGGAAGGCCAGCUAUGCAGCUUCAGCUGCACUAAUGCAACUAUCAAGAAAUUCAAAGAUGCGAUGGCGAAGUACGGGGUCGAGCGAUGUAGCAUCGGUCCGGCGAAAGGUUUAAAUGAUUCCGAACUCGUGAGACUAGCUGAGUGCGGCGAGAUACCAAGAGAUCUGCAGUUGCCUGUCACGAUGGGAAACAUUGUCAUGACUAGCUUAGAGAAGAGUGGAUAUGAGGAGACAGCAGUCCCCAGGAUGGGAACUCAAGACAGGGAGUACCUUGAUCAUAGUUUGAAGGAUGCUUCUCAGAUUGGAGUGUUGCUGUGAGACGAGCAGCCCAAUAUUGUUUUUUGGUAAUUUGUAGGCUGCCAUUGUUAAUAUCUUUAUCAUCAUUUGGUCAUUCCCAUGAGCACAGGGCUUGUGUUCUUUUUUGUCAUUGAGCCCUGCUUGGUUUUUGUUUGUUAGUUCCAUCUCUGGAUUUGGUAUUUGUUUAUCUGGAUAAGAAUGAGGUUCAGAUCGAGAAUCGUUUAUAAUCUGACCCAUGAUUGCCAAGAGAAACCAUUUAUGUUUUGUCAUAUUGUGGCCAACUGUUCACAAUAGACGGUGAUUCUUGUGUCGUUUAGGAUUGGCUGCUUCCAUCUGUGCAAA
This is a messenger RNA of Eucalyptus grandis, 1708 nucleotides long. RefSeq names its product thioredoxin-like 1-2, chloroplastic. Bases 521 to 1387 code for a protein of 288 amino acids. The record is from RefSeq and is a predicted model, not a curated record. Gene Ontology annotation, biological process: cell redox homeostasis. The transcript is spliced from 4 exons. Lineage: Eukaryota; Viridiplantae; Streptophyta; Magnoliopsida; Myrtales; Myrtaceae.